Molecule: messenger RNA, 2972 nt
Organism: Anopheles stephensi (Asian malaria mosquito)
Lineage: Eukaryota; Metazoa; Arthropoda; Insecta; Diptera; Culicidae
Product: insulin-like growth factor-binding protein complex acid labile subunit
Exons: 2
Coding region: 591-2516 (641 amino acids)
Molecular function (GO): protein binding
Source: RefSeq, a predicted model, not a curated record
ACUGCCAGUCGUUCAGUAGGUCAGGUCUGGUGAGGAUCGUUAGCAGAUGUGCUCGAGUGUGAUGAAGAAGCUCUUAAAAAUGUACCUUAAAGUCGUCUGUAUCCUGCUCUGCAUCUCUCUAGUAAUAGCAACAGAAAGUGCAGAGUUGCAGACUGAGCCCACAACACAAAUCUCCUCAGAGGAAGACACCGAUGCAAUCGUAUUCUCCAACGCAACCACACUCAUCAUCGACGAUAGCUCACCGAAAAUACUCGAAUCAAGUUUUCUUGAAUCUUUGCCCAACCUUACACACCUUCAACUAAGAGCACGAAUACCGUCCCUCGAUAGCAAUGCAUUUGCAUCGGUGAAAGCACUCACCCACCUCAAUCUGGACCACAACCUGCUCACAUCCAUACCGAAGGAAAGCACUCUCGGCUCUAACCAACCUUGAAACCCUUUCAAUCAGCAACAACCGAUUGGAAGCUCUCGCCAGCGAUGGUGAUGAGUUUUUAAGCCUAGGUCAUCUGCGAAGCUUAUCGCUUGGGGAUAAUUUUAUCAACGUGCUGCAUCCACUCGCAUUCGCUUCCUUGCGGGAGCUGAAGGUGCUUAACAUGAGCUCGAAUCGACUCACCUCGUUCGAUGGAUCAGCACUGCCAGCCGACAGCCAGCUCGAAGUGUUCGAUUUAAGCUACAAUUAUAUCAGCCAGCUUAAUGGGUCCGUUUUCUAUUCGUUGAGCGCCCUGCGAGAGCUUUCCCUCGCCGGUAAUCUAUUCGAAACGCUACCAGCAACCACAUUCGCUGUGCUCCGGCAGCUCGAACGACUCGAUUUAAGUGAUAAUUUUUUCAAAUCCCUCCCAUCAAGACUGUUCACCUCGAACCGGAAGCUGGUGGAGUUGAGCCUGUCGGAGAACCGUCUCGAGCACCUGCCGGUGGACCUGUUCGGUGGAUUGCGGCAUCUUGAGCUUUUAAACUUGCGAAACAAUCGGCUUACCAAACUACCGGCAGAAGCGUUUCGCGAUCAACCACUGUUUACGCAGCUUUGCCUCGAAGGCAAUAGGAUUGUGACGCUUCAUGCGGGCUUUCUCAAAUCCUCCGAUGUGCAGCUCCAAAACAAUCGUAUCGUGGCGUUGGGAAAGUUGUCCACCACCAUCACCACCAACUCCACACCGGUAGAGCGCCUAUACCUUUAUGGUAAUGAGAUUGCAACGAUCGAGCAGAGUGUCUUCGAAGGUUUGCCGAAAUUGGAAACCAUUUACUUGGAUUAUAAUCGUAUCACGGAACUUUCGCCCAUGCUGUUCCACACGAACCAUGCGCUCCAGCACGUGACGCUCUCGCACAACCGGCUGUCGGUGCUAAGGACGAACACCUUCUCCGGCUUGGGGCGGCUCCAUUCGGUCGACCUAUCCCACAACCGGCUGAGCGCCCUCGAGCCUGCCAUUUUCCACCGUUCGCCGGUAGAGUAUUUAAAUCUAAACGGCAACCAGCUGCAAACGCUCGACGAUUGGGCAUUUUCCGGCACGAACCUACUCUACCUGCACCUGGACGCGAACGGGAUCGGUUCGCUGGCACCGCUCGGGACGCUGCUGGACGGAUUGGUAGAAUUAUCAGCCGCCAGCAAUCGUAUCGCCUCGUGGCAGGAGCUUUGUGCACGAAACUUUUCCCGCCUGACAGCCAUCAACUUGGCGAACAAUUCGCUUCCCUCGAUGGUGGAUGGUGGUUGCUUGGAGCGGUUCCUACCACGCAGUUCCCCGGAUCCGGUUACAGUAAGCGUUGCGGCGAACAAACUUUCGGAGGUCCCCGUACUUGCGGGGCCCAUACGUGGGCUCGAUCUGAGCGGCAAUAGCGUGUCGGAUCUUGGUGAUGGGUAUCAAUUCCGGUGGUAUCAACAAACGGAGGCGCUGAUGCUGAGGGACACCCAGCUAAGAACACUUCGAUCGACGAGCUUCACAUUUCUACCGCACCUGACACAGUUGGAGCUUAGUUCGAGUGUUUUGGAGCACAUCGAGGAGGAUGCUUUGCAUCGUGUAAAGUUGCAGCGGUUGGAAAUAAGCAAUUCACCACUGCGAACCUUAUCGACUUUGCUGCUCAAAGGGCAAACCAACCUUUCCCACGUAUCGUUCGCCAACAAUGAGCUCUCCUAUCUGGCACCGAAUUUCUUCACCGAAUGUGCACGGUUGGAAGAGGUUAACCUUUCGCUGAACGUGCUAGAAAUCGUCCACCCUGAUUGGUUCCUCGGGCUAGAAUACCUUCAUUCCGUCAAUCUUGAGGGCAACCGUAUCGCGCAACUUCCGCCAGACCUCUUCUCCACGGAACACUCGCUCCAGCACCUAUCGCUCGCAGGAAAUGCAUUACGCUCCAUCACCGAUGCAGUUUUCCUCGCGGAUGUUCCAAUUAAAGCGCUUAACCUUUCCAACAAUCACCACCUGCAGGACAUCGAUAUUCUCGAACGGAACGAGUUCAUCACCCGGCUCGAUGUUUCCGGCAAUCGGCUGAAAACGAUUGACUGUUCGGCCGAACUAUCGCACGCUGCUAGCUAAUUCCAAUCAAAUCACAUCUCUCGUGCUAGGACCGUGUCGCGGAAUCGAAAUUCGAUCUCGAACACCUUCAGCUGGCGGAUAAUCUGCUGGAACAGCUCGAUCGGCAAAUUUUAGAACUGCGAACGAUUAGGCUGCUUAAUGUAUCAGAAAACCGACUGGACGCGUUCCCGUUCGAGCUGAUACACAGGCUGAAGCAGCUGAGGACGCUAAUUGUGUCGAGAAAUAAUAUACGCACGCUUCCACCGCUGCACGAAGCAGCUCGGUUCAAGCUCGAGACGCUCGAUCUGUCGGAAAAUCCGUUCGAGGAACCGUUGGCGGAAAGCUUCCUGAGCGUGUGUGUCGUUGAAAAUCUAAUCGUUACCGUAACGGAAUGAGCUCGGAUCUCGGGCAGGGCGCUACUAUUUAUAGACACGUGCUGUAAAGGUGUCUAAAUAAAACCUGGAACUCAUAAAUGUC